UGCCUUCUGGGUCUCCUUCCUCGCGCUGCUGUGGCUCACGUCUGUGCUGCAGCAGCGGCAAGCAGCAGAAGCCCACAGCAGGCCCUGUAGAGACGCAGCAGCAGCAGCAGCAGUGCUGCUGCAGCUCGACCCGAAGGCCUGGCAGCAAGUACCCUCCGACGUGGUAAGUCUCGCGCUGCUGGGCCUCCGCCAGUCUGUCUCUUCGCUGCGGCUGGCAGUUGACCGCACCAGCAGCCGCUACGUGCAGCAGCAGCAGCUGUCGCUGCCCCCCAAGAGCAGUAGCAGCAGCAGCAGCAGCAGCAGCAGCAGCAGCAAAGGGGGCCGCUUGUCGGGGGCCCUAGUCUUCCCAGAGACCCUCGCGGACUUGAGGGGCCUAGACCUUUCGCAUUUGCUGCUGCAGCAGCAGCAAGACGAGCUGCCGAUAUUUGAUGCUCUAGCUUCGCUCGUGCUGCAGCAGCUGCGGCUGCAGAACGCUCUGCUGCGGCUGCUGCCAGUUGUGUCCUCUCCUGCUGCUCGCCAGGCCCAAAUCAUGUGUAUGGACAGCUUCAGCAAGCAGCGCAGCAGCUCGGGGGUGUCCGCUGGUCUGUUUGGCAGCCAGUGGCAUGCAGCAGCAGCAGCAGAGUCGGCAGCAAUGCAGCAGCUGUUGCUGGAGAUGGGAGACCCAGACAGAGCAGCAGCAGCUGCUGUUGCUGCUGCAGCCACUGCAGCAGAAGCUCUCACUGGCUGGCUCUGCGUCUUAAGUGCUCUCGGCAAGGGAUUUGGGGUUGUAGGAGCACAGGUUGCUGUGCAGCUCAGCAGGGAACUUGCUCUGUCGUGCCUGCAGCAAGAAGCAGCACAGGGAGACGUUUGCUGCUCUCUCCUUUCGCCGCUGCUGCAGGACGCGAACUUUACAAUGCGAGACUGUCUCUACCGCCUUCGGGUGUACAGGGAGCCGAUCCUCUCAGCAGCAAAAGGCUGUUCAGUGCUGGUGCAGCGGCUGCUGGAGGAGACAUUUGUGGUUUAA
Molecule: messenger RNA, 1003 nt
Organism: Eimeria tenella
Lineage: Eukaryota; Apicomplexa; Conoidasida; Eucoccidiorida; Eimeriidae
Exons: 9
Source: RefSeq, a predicted model, not a curated record